Molecule: messenger RNA, 1335 nt
Organism: Symbiodinium sp. CCMP2592
Lineage: Eukaryota; Dinophyceae; Suessiales; Symbiodiniaceae
Source: the annotation of a GenBank genome assembly
AUGGCUGAUUCCGCGACGAUUGCCAGAGCAUAUGAAUAUGCGAUUGGUCAACCGCCAUUGGCAUCCCCUCAGGUUUCUCCAUUAGAGCAGUUUCGGCGGAUUGUGGCAAAUGUGAAUGAACGUUGCCAUUCAUCGAACCAUCCAGAAGCCUGGACUGCGCAAACGAUUCUUGCAAGGAUGCGCGAGGCGAUUGCCGUAUUCUAUGCACACUUGGCAUCCACUCUGUCAUCGCUCGAAUUACGUCAGUGGAAAGCAUCGUUGAUUGAGUGUACUCAGGUCAUUGACCACUAUGUCACGGAGACUUUGCUAGAUGGGAUUGCCCAUCUCAAUUGCCCUGCUGUAAUGGAAAUGGCUGAACUUCUACAUGAUGCAUUGAUUGCAUAUUCGCGUCAGGACACGAGAUCUACAGGUCGCAUUGCAAGUCUUGAAUUGCAACUCGGUUGGACCAUUGGCAACCGAUUCGCAAAGACAUUGAUUCCCGACGGCUACUCUGUUCAUUGUGGAUACGCCAAUUGCAUUUGGUUGAAUUUGAUAUCAGUUUGCAACCAUUGCAUUGCUACUAUGGCACCUACGGAAAUUGCAGGUGGCAUUCCUGCAUUUUCAUUGAACUUGUCAUUCCUUCUGGUUGACAAAACAGCUGAGUGCUAUUGUGCAUUGAAGGCCUUAUUCACUCGUGCAAUUGCUGUUACUGCAUUCAAUUGUCGAGUCUACAAUCCUGUAGACGGACUUGCAGAUUGGUUCGUCUGCAUUGCUCUUCCAGCAUCCAUUGCGGACUCGCUCAUGAAUCAUAGACCAACGGAGAUCACGACCCCAUUGGGUCAACUUACCGCGCAUUUUAAUGCCGAUGCUGCAUUGCGAAGACUCAGACAUUGGUUUCGACAGGGCAAAUUCACGGCCAUACAAAACCGUGAAUUGGUCAAGCUGAUCGUAUUUCGACCAUCGCUUGCCAUGAUUGAUACACGUCUCAAAUGCUCAGAAGGAACAGGAGGGUUUCUUCGUUACCAUAAUUGCUCUUUCAUGUGCAAUUCAUGGUCGUUGGCCAUUGACAGUCAACAUGAUCCGAUUGCGGGCAAGUAUACCUAUGCAUUGGAUGGAUUGGUUCGACAGUAUGGUAUUGUCCUCACACUUCCUACAAUGACUGUCGAGUCAUUGUCAUCUUUGAUUCAGACUGCAGAUUGUGACGAAGUUGCGGAUGAAGACAUUGCCUUAGGUGGCACUGUUUCAGGUACACCAUCAUUGUUAUCCUCGAUGACCAGUCAGGAAUACGACAUUGUGGUCACGGCAGCGGCUGCCAUUGCAAAGAAACGCAAAAGGCAGUUGAAGCUUGAAGAUUGA